GAUCAGCUGACCUGUCAAAAUAUUUCGCAGCGUGUGUGCGGGUAUGUUUGUGUAUCUCUGAGCUAAGUCAUGGCAGCCAAGAUGGAGCUUGCACCUCUCAGACCGUGGGAUGAUUUCUUCCCUGGAGCGGACAGGUUCGCUAAACCAGAGUUUGGAGAUUUAACAAAGUGGAACAACAGAGUGAUCAGUAAUUUACUCUACUACCAGACCAAUUACUUUGCCGUGGCCGUGGUGGUUUUCGUCAUUGUUGGGUUCCUGAAUCCAUUUGGCAUGUUUCUGGGCGGAGGUGUGGUUGCUCUGGUCUUCAUGGGCUCCGUGUGGGCAGGAGAAAAUAAAGCCACCAUCAAGAACUUCAAAAGGAAGAACCCCACCCUGUUUGUCAUCGGGGUCAUGGUCACCAGUUACUUUGUGCUGUCGAUGUGCGGUGGCGUCAUGGUCUUCAUCUUCGGAAUCACCUUCCCUUUGCUGUUAAUCCUAAUCCAUGCCUCUCUGAGACUCCGCAACAUGAAGAACAGAGUGGAGAACAAGAUUGAAGGUGUUGGGCUGAAGAAGACCCCCAUGGGCGUCAUCAUGGACCUCCUGGAUCAACAGGAGGAAAAAAUGAACAAAAUUCAGGAUUUCAUUGAGAGCAAGCUGAAAGAUUAAGGCUCUAGCCAGGAGUGUGACAAGAGGAGUCAGUGUCAUAAUGUAUGGAUUAAAAUGUCCGUAGCAUCAUCCCAUAUAUCAUGUUUUUACCCCCCCCCCCCCCCCCCCCCAUACAUGUAAGGUUACUGAUGUUUGCAUUCCCAUACUUUUUAUCCAUUUUGCUUUUUGCUUUUUUUUGUACAUUUGUAUUAAUACACUCCAUUUUAAGUGUGCAGAUGGUUACCAACAACAAGAUUAUAACAACAUUUGCACAAUCACCUUGUGGAUUGGAUGUUGAAAGGCGAUACACACCAAAGGUUAUCAAAGGUUUGAGCAUUCCUGUUUCCAAAAAUUUAAAAAACAAACUGAAUUUCCCUUGCUGACAGUGCACUUUUGUUGGACAUGAAAACCAAGUAUUUAUUUCAGCCAAAUAAAGCAGAAUGUCUGAACACAAUAUCUAAUAUAUGUAUUUGUUGUCAAAAAAAACAUUUCUGAUCCGUUCAGUUCGCUACCUCAAAACAAGCAUGUUUAAUUUUCCUCUCACAAAUGUAGAGCCACAUUACCAAAAUACAGACUCAACACCAAGUGAACUCUUGUCUGCUUAUUAAACAGCAAUAACUCCCUUUUUGUCACUUUAGGAGCUGUAUGAAUACCAAUUUGAGACCAUUUUGCUUCUAGUUCUAGUUCAUGGUUUGCGGGGCCUGAAUAAUUUCUGGAGUUGAAAUAUUGAUAUUCUUAAAAGGUAUGUGCAUACAGUUCCUGAGCAUACAGGCUGGCCUGAGUGUAUCCCGUCUGAUCACAGCUAUGCAAUACUGAAAAAUGAAUGGCAAGUGCAACUUUAUUCUGUCAUGGUAUGUACACGUUUGUUAUUUCUGAUGUGUCUUUAUUUUCAUAAUAUAGCAUGUAGAAAUGUAUAACAUGGCUGCAGGAGACAAAGUAUACCAUUUUGGAUUCAAUUUAGAUUUGACCUUUAAUAUUGUUACUCUUAGUAAAUACUCAACUAGAGACACCCCAUGCUAUUUUCCCACUCUCUGUUGUGAUCAAAUCCCUUUUCCUUGUUAAAGAAGGUAUAUCUGUUAUCUGUAAUGUUAAAUCUUCAUUUUCUGCAGUUGAGAUUAAGAGCAGUUGUUUCCUGUUGCUUUUCAAACAAGCACAUUGACUGCAGUUUGUGCAUGCUACCUUCACAAAUGGCAGUUGGGACAGAUUGUCUAUAUGGAUGCUAUAUUAUAUAUUAUCUCUGUUUUUAUGUGACUUUUUCAUUCUUGAAUAGUGAUGAUGAAAUCACAGACUGGAAGUAAAACAUGGCUGUGCUCUAUGAUAA
Scomber japonicus (chub mackerel) is the source of this 1945-nucleotide messenger RNA. Its product is annotated as PRA1 family protein 3-like. The record is from RefSeq and is a predicted model, not a curated record. Gene Ontology annotation, cellular component: membrane. The transcript has 3 exons. The coding region runs from base 70 to 645 and encodes 191 amino acids. NCBI's taxonomy places the organism in Eukaryota, Metazoa, Chordata, Actinopteri, Scombriformes, Scombridae. Gene Ontology annotation, biological process: negative regulation of transport.